AUGAAAUUAACAUCGCAAGUGCUGGCAGGUGCUCCUUCAUUUUUGAAUCCUGCCGGUGAUAGGGUGCUGUCAUUGAGGGGAUUGAGGGCUCCAAUGAUAGAGAACUUGGGAGAGACCCAGGACUGUUACGAGACAAUAGACUUCACAGACAACGACAUCCGUGUGCUCGGAAACUUCCCCGUUUUGAUACGUUUGAAGACUAUUCUGAUAGCCAAGAACAGGGUGAACACUAUCCAUGCAUCUUUCCCCAAGUCGCUUCCCAACAUCAAAAGCAUAUCACUAAUAGCGAAUAACAUCACAGGUUUAGCAGACCUAGAUGCCUUGAAAGAGUGCUCCAAACUAGAGAAUCUUUAUCUGGGCCAAAAUCCGGUUACUCACACGCAGAAUUAUAGGUCAUGGCUGAUAUGGCGGAUACCAAGCUUGAAGGUUUUGGAUUUUGAAAAGGUGAAAGACAGAGAACGCGAGGUCGCAAAGGCACUGUUUGGCACGCAUGAUGAGCCCACGAAACUGGCGAACGAGUUGACGAAGAUCAAGGCGACUACUGCUGGGCCAGAGUCGAAAGAGAACAAACAAAUUGAUCUGAUGAUCACAAAACUAACCCCAGAGGCAAGAGCAAAGCUGGAAGAGGAUCUCAAGAAGGCCACUACACUGGCCGAGAUUGACCGCAUAGAAACUGCAUUGAAGACUGGGCGUCUAUAA
Messenger RNA from Kuraishia capsulata CBS 1993, 699 nucleotides. RefSeq lists its product as uncharacterized. Gene Ontology annotation, biological process: mRNA splicing, via spliceosome. Lineage: Eukaryota; Fungi; Ascomycota; Pichiomycetes; Pichiales; Pichiaceae. Gene Ontology annotation, molecular function: U2 snRNA binding. Gene Ontology annotation, cellular component: U2 snRNP. The transcript has a single exon. The coding region runs from base 1 to 699 and encodes 232 amino acids. The record is from RefSeq and is a predicted model, not a curated record.